CUUCCACUUCUACCAGGUGGGUGGAGUGGCCUCCUGCGGACGAAUCAGAUUUCUCCUCGGCCCCAACUUCAAGAAGUGAGCCGCGGGUUCAGGGUCUCAGACGCGCAGGAGACAGCAGCAGCAGCAGCGAGAGGCUUGGGUUAGACCAGAGGCCAGAACCAUGGAAGACCAGCGCGACCUCAUCUCCAACCACGAGCAGCUGCCCAUGCUGGGCCAGCGCCCCGCGGCCCAGGAGAGCAAGUGCAGCCGUGGAGCCCUGUACACAGGCUUUUCUGUCCUGGUGGCUCUGCUCCUGGCUGGUCAAGCCACCACCGCCUACUUCCUGUACCAGCAGCAGGGCCGGCUGGACAAGCUGACGGUCACCUCGCAGAACCUGCAGCUGGAGAGCCUGCGCAUGAAGCUUCCCAAGCCUGCCAAGACUUUGAGCAAGAUGCGGAUAGCCACCCCCAUGCUGAUGCAGGCGCUGCCCAUGGAAGGCCUGAUGCAGGGGCCCAUGCAGAACGCCACCAAGUACGGCAACAGCACACUGGACCAUGUGAUGCACCAGCUCCUGAGGGCUGAUCCCCUGAAGGUGUACCCACAGCUGAAGGGGAGCUUCCCAGAGAACCUGAAAUACCUUAAGAAGACCAUGGAUGGCCUGGACUGGAAGGUCUUUGAGAGCUGGAUGCAUCAGUGGCUUUUGUUUGAAAUGAGCAAGAACUCACCGGAGGAGAAGCUCACUGAAGGUUCACCAAAAGAGCCACUGGACAUGGAGGAUCUGUCGUCCGGGCUGGGCGUGACCAAGCAGGAUCUGGUCCAAGCCAUCAUGUGAGAACAGCAAUCAAGGACACCGGCACCCAGUCAGCCCUGCAUGGCCAGAACUUCCUUGCUCCCUUCUGUCCCCCAACCCUAGCCCCAUAUUCCUCCCCUUAUAUGCCCUGCCCCCACCGUCUCCCACCCUGCACCUCAUUCCAUGAGACACUGGUGCCUGGUUCUCCAUCAUCUCUGGACACAACAAAUCACAUCAAGAGCACAGACUAAUGAUAUAGGAGGGCCCUGCUGCCCAAGUCCCCAUCCACCAACAGGGACACAAGGCCCAAGGAGGUGGACCAUGAGCUAGGCUGACUCCCAUUUCUGACACCACAGCAGCCCGCAACCUGGAGUUUCAAGCCCUAGGCCCAUGAACGAGGAGAGCCGGUGCAGGCAGAGGAGACGACGUUCCUCCCCUUCCGGCUUUAGCCUUGGCUUCCCAGCCUAUGUAACUGGGGGCACAAGCCACCCUUUCCCUCUCCCCUAAAGAGCCAGCCUUUCCACCACAACCCCUUCUCACUCUCUGCCAAAGCCCAGUUCCCUUUGCGCAGCAAGCUUGUCAUCAGCCCUUAGGAACAUGGCUUCUGUAAGAAUAAAAUGUAGUAAGUAGAACA
This is a messenger RNA of Miniopterus natalensis, 1403 nucleotides long. It is a transcript of the gene CD74, whose product is annotated as CD74 molecule. Gene Ontology annotation, biological process: positive regulation of type 2 immune response; positive regulation of cytokine-mediated signaling pathway; negative regulation of DNA damage response, signal transduction by p53 class mediator. The record is from RefSeq and is a predicted model, not a curated record. Lineage: Eukaryota; Metazoa; Chordata; Mammalia; Chiroptera; Miniopteridae. Gene Ontology annotation, molecular function: cytokine receptor activity; MHC class II protein binding; macrophage migration inhibitory factor binding. Gene Ontology annotation, cellular component: cell surface; cytoplasm; membrane.